GAGGAGGGAGGAUGAGUCCAACAGGCUGAGAGCUGCAAAGCUGCUGCUUGUGGAGCUCCAUAUCCGGCUGGAGCAAAGAAAAACAGGAUGAAGCUGCUGUGGGUGCUACCUCAAUGUUGUCUGCGCCUUGCUGAUUAGUCCAGGGGAGCAACAGCUCGGCGAGAGCCCUAGCACAGCAGCCGCUGAAAAAGCAGAAGCUGCCACAAGGCAGAUCCACCUCCGUCAUGAGCACCCUCUACUUGUGGGAUCAGCUGCGAGCCGGCAGCUCCGAGGUAGACUGGUGCGAAGAUAACUACACUAUCGUGCCCACGAUAGCCGAGUUCUACAACACGAUAAGCAACAUCUUGUUUUUUGUUUUACCACCCAUAUGUAUGUGCUUAUUUCGUCAAUAUGCAACCUGCUUCAACAGUGGAAUAUACUUAAUAUGGACACUGCUAGUUGUUGUUGGAAUUGGAUCUGUCUAUUUCCAUGCUACACUCAGUUUCCUGGGUCAGAUGCUAGAUGAGCUGGCUAUUCUUUGGGUCCUGAUGUGUGCUCUGGCCAUGUGGUUCCCCAGAAGAUACCUCCCAAAAGUUUUUCGAAAUGACAGGGCAAGGUUUAAAGCUGCAGUUGGUGUCCUUUCUGGAGUUACUACAUGCCUUGCAUUCAUUAAGCCUGCUAUCAACAACAUCUCAUUAAUGACACUAGGUGUCCCCUGUACUGCUCUGCUUAUUGCUGAGUUGAAGAGGUGUGAAAACUUGCGUGUGUACAAGCUGGGCCUCUUUUCAGGUCUUUGGUGGAUGUUAGCACUUUUCUGCUGGAUCAGUGACAAAGCAUUUUGUGAGAUCUGGUCUUCAUUUAACUUUCCAUAUUUGCACUGUGUAUGGCACAUCCUCAUUUGCCUUGCUGCUUACCUAGGCUGUGUCUGUUUUGCCUACUUUGAUGCUGCCUCCGAGAUCCCUGAACAGGGCCCUGUCAUAAAGUUCUGGCCCAGUGAAAAAUGGGCUUUCAUUGGUGUCCCCUAUGUCACCCUCCUCUGCGCACAUAAGAAAUCACUUGUGAAGAUUACAUGAAAUCAAGCACCUAGUGGAGGGAACAAUCUAUUUAUUUUUUCAUCACAGACUGUACUUAGGUAAAGGUAGUGGCUAGGGUUUUUUUUCUGACUAAUAUGCAUAUGGUGUUCACAAGUGUUUUGUUAACACAUGGUAAAAUAUGACCUUUCCUCACUUUUCUGGAGAGGAGGCCAGAAGGUUUAUUGUGGUGCUCCUGAACAUUUAUAUUAGAACUCUGUAUUGACACUGGUUGGGUUUGUUUUGCACUCUGGUUUUGAUGUAGCAUCCAUCAUGAUAUACUGGUAAUUCUUUCCAAAUAUCAAAGUUAAGGCUAUUUUUCAAGGUCAGCCAAAACAGCUGACUGUAAGAGACUGAUUCUCUUUUCAUGUUGGUUCUAUUUAGUGAAGGAACAGUGAGGGGGACAAAGGUGCUUUUAAGCCAUCUUUGUGCCUCCCCUAUUCUGUGCCCAGCUCCGAGUAUACGUUAGAGCAGUCCUGAGCAUGCUUUAAUUUGCACCUGGUUGCAUUUAACCAUAAGUUGCCAUGGUGGUAUUCCAGCGAUGUUUUUUUCCACAGUCACAUCUCCGCGUGUGGACUGCAGAGGGUGGGUAGUGUAGAACCAUUGUGGCAGCUCUGCACUGCAUGGGAAAUUCCCCAGUAGCUAAAUACAUUAUCUGAGCUGCAGAAGAGGAUGGCAACAAAGGAAAAUCGGACCCAGAAUUGUUACACUGGUGUAAAACAAGAGUAAGUGAGAAGAAGAACAGGCCUUAAAUCCAAAUAAGAAAUUCAGGAACCCUAAAUUCCUAAUGUUUUCCUCAAACAGUUCAGAAUGGAAUGACGGUGACUUUUGGCUAAAUUAUCUACAGGAUGCUGAUGAGUAUCAGCUUGUGUGGGGUGUAGCGGAACCUGGUAGCCAUUACAAACGUAUUUAAAGCGACAGAGAGUCCUGCGGCACCUUAUAGACUAACAGAAGUAUUGGAGCAUAAGCUUUCGUGGGUGAAUAUCCACUUUGUCAGACGCAUGGGAGUCUAAUGUGAUAUAAUUUCUACUGUAAUAUAGAAAGUUUCCCAUUUAAAGUGUAUAUAUUCCCAAUAAGCAUAUGAUGGUUAUAAAAAUCCCCUUCUAUCUCUGGGCUUUAAUCUUUUUUCUCCAGAUGUGGUAAAUUUUAAGGGUGAGACUUUCAAAAGCAUUUGAUAUUGGCCUAACUGCUCCCACAAAUUAUAUGGGAGUUGUACCAAUAACUUCAAUGGGAGCAGCGUUCAGCCAAUACUGAGCAGUUUUGAAAAUCCCACCCUAAACUAUUAACAUUAAAAUUUGGAUUAAACUAUUAAUAAAUAAAACAAAACCCUAGACUCCAAGUCCAGUUGGUGAGAGUUAGUUUCUGACUAAAGCCUUUCAAGUAGUAGUUUUAUUUAGAAAAGGUAAAUGACCACUUAAAACCAUAUUUAGGGCCUGCAUGUCUUUCCAAUAAGCAGUGAAGUUUAAAACUUCAGUGAUUACAUUAUUUGAAGGAAUGUGUGGUGUAAUUUUUGCCAUUUGUAUCAACCUGUCUUGUAAAACAUUAGGGACAGUCCAAAAGGGUAGUAUCUGAAUCCAGUUUAGUUUUAAGGCUGCUGUUUGAUUUUUGACUCCUAGUUAGGCCUAUGGUUGAAAGUCACUUGCACUGAAAUCUUGCAAGUUGUUUUCACAAGUUUUUAGCAAAAAUGAUGCAAGGAUGGAGUCACUGAUUUUCUGAGACUUCUACCAUCUUUAACUAUUGUGACCAGCUGUUCUUGAGAGAGAGAGGGUCCUUACUGUUUGAGAUCCAAAUCCAUACCUAAACUGUAGGGGUGGGGCUUCAAGGAAUUGGUUAUGGCCUGCCUCUCUAAAAUAUUUAACUUCUAAGCAAUAUCUUACUUUGUCACCAAUACUAGGCACCAAUGUGAUGUAAUCUCUACUGUAAUAUAGAAAGUUUCCCUCCAUUUAAAAUAUGUAUUGCUACUUGCAGUGAUAAAAGAUGAUCCUUAGUUUUACAAUAUAUAUAUUUUGAAAAAUCCAACUGAAAUGCUCAUACAACAUUAGUUUAUUCCAGUUUGUUAAAUAUGCAAAUAUAAUAAUUGUUAUAGCUGUAAUAAUUAUGCUUUUCCAGUUAGCUGAGGCCUUUAUUGCUUUACUUGGAAUGAAUUUGGGAGUUGUGAAUGUUACCCAGAUUUGGUCCAUAUAUAGCCAGCCUCAGGGAUAUUUCUGUUUUAACCUUAUUCUAACACUUAAUUUGGAUUAGAUGGGAAGUGUGUUGUGUAGUUUUAGGAAGCAAGGCACGGUAACUUACGACAAGUGUUCCAGAGCUGUUUGGUGGAACCAACUUUUCAGUAUCACAUACUGAGGGCGUGUUUCUUUGCUGUCUUAUAUCAGUGUUGGCUCCACUGGCUUCAGUGGAGUCACUUCUGAUUUACAGCAGUGUAAGCGAGAGGAGAUCUGGGUCCUGGAACUUUAAGUGUUCUCCUAUACUUGGCUGCUGUGGUCACAGAAAUGUACUUUAUAACAGUUUUUACUUGAGAAUAUGCUACUGAGAGAUGAAAACCCAGAUCCUCUGCUAUGGAAUGGUGCAGCUCUUGUGGAGCAGGGGCAAGUGAGGAUGUGCAAAGAUCUGCUCCCCCAGUGCUGGUCUGGCUGUAUGGUGGUCUGCCCCCCCGGUGUAGCUUAAGUCAGCCUCGAAGGAUCAGCUGGGUGUAGAGAAGCCUCAGCCAAACCCUGUAUUCCAACAGCACGGAGGGGAAGGAGAGUGAAGGAGCCACUACCUUGGCUCUACUCCAGCAGAGGGCUCCCAUAUACAAGGCUGUACCUCCCUUGGUCAUCUCUGCUAGACAUAGGGCCAAAAUCUGCCUGUGGUGAAGUGAAUAUUGCACCCUGGAGGGUCUGAUACAAAUAGUCCUGUAGAAAAACAUAGACCAUUUCAGCCCAAAUGCUGCUGAGUUCUUUACUACAGAAAUACAAAGGGAGGAAGCAUCCCCAAAGUCUGAAGAAAGUGAUAUGUCACACUAGAUUAAUCAGCUCUUCCCAUUUCAAGAGCCACUGUCAAUGUGCCAGAAUAAACACAUUCCUCUAUUUAUUAGAACAUGGUUCUAUAGGAAAGACAAAUAUAACAUGGUAUGAACCAAAUCGUACUCUGCUCCAAUGAACAUGUUAGUUUAAUUGGAAAAAUCAUUAGUGACUAAGGGGAUGAAAAGACAUGGCCUGAUUCUCAACUGCCCUGCUCCUUGUGUUGUUAUUUCCACCAGUGCAAAGUGCUACCAAAGCACUAGUGUCAAUGACCACAUGACAGGGCAGUUGAGAAUCAGACCCCCUCGCCCCCAUCCUAAAGCCAUAAACUCUUUCCUAAUCAAUGACUCUUUCAAUCUUCUUAAAUUACAGUGGGUUUUUUUCUCUCUCUCUCCUUGCAGUAUAUAUCAUUUAGGCUGAGGGGGGGGGGGGGAACUCUUUUAAGCAGGCUCUGCAGCCACCUUUUUUUCACCUUUUUUUCACUGUUCCUGUUAAAAUCCAUGGCAGAACACUAAUUGGUUUGCAGGAGCAGGGCGUUAUUUCCCUAUAUUUCAGAAGUAUAACAAAAACCAAGUAGUGGUGGAAUACACAGAGGCCCAUAUUUUCAACAGCAUCCUUUGAUUUUUUUUUUGGGGGGGUGCCCAAUUUGAGGCACGUAGGGCUUGAUUUUCAGAGGUGUUGGGUGCCCAGAGCACUAGAUGAAAUCAGAGGAAGCUGCAGAACAUCUGACAAAUCACAUGCUAGGGUUGAGAUUUUGUGUGGCCCCCCUAAGAAGUGUAGCAGAUAACUCUGAAUUUAGGGGGAGGGUGAUUAAGGUGGCCUUAACCAUCUUUGCACUGUCCUGAUCCUUGGCUGCUCCAGGGACUGAAACGGCCCCCAGAAUAACUUAGACCCCCCAGGGCUAUGUAAGUCAUGUUAGACUCCCAGCACUAUGGGUAUGGUCUUACCAAAUUCACGGUCCAUUUUGGUCAAUUUCAUGGUCAUAGGAUUUUAAAAAUCGUAAAUUUCAUUAUUUUAGCUAUUUAAAUCUGAAAUUUCA
Molecule: messenger RNA, 5087 nt
Organism: Mauremys mutica (yellowpond turtle)
Lineage: Eukaryota; Metazoa; Chordata; Testudines; Geoemydidae
Gene: ACER2
Product: alkaline ceramidase 2
Exons: 6
Coding region: 225-1052 (275 amino acids)
Biological process (GO): ceramide metabolic process
Cellular component (GO): membrane
Molecular function (GO): hydrolase activity, acting on carbon-nitrogen (but not peptide) bonds, in linear amides
Source: RefSeq, a predicted model, not a curated record